Molecule: messenger RNA, 1251 nt
Organism: Fusarium fujikuroi IMI 58289
Lineage: Eukaryota; Fungi; Ascomycota; Sordariomycetes; Hypocreales; Nectriaceae
Product: related to integral membrane protein PTH11
Exons: 6
Coding region: 1-1251 (416 amino acids)
Source: RefSeq, a predicted model, not a curated record
AUGCAUCUGCUGGUAUUGCUGGUGACGUGGGCGUGUCUCGUAUGCCAAGUGUUCUGUGACAAUGUCUCGGACUUUUUGACAAAAAUACCAGACUGCGCUGGGAGCUGUCUUGUCGAGCUUGUAUCAACGUCGACUUGUGGCAUUGACGUACAAUGUCUUUGCGCCGACCCGAAACUCAAGACGCAGGUUUUGAGCUGUGUUCAAAAGAAAUGCCUCCCGAGAGACGCAUUAGUUGCCUGUGAUUUUCCAGUGCGAGACAGACACGCGCAAUUCGAUAUUUUAGCCAUAACAUUGAUUGCAAUCACGGCGAUUGUAGUUGGUCUUCGGCUUUGGCACAAGCUCCGAUACGAGAGGAAGUUCAGACUGGACGAUUACAUCAUCGUGGCGGUCUUUGUGAGUCGUAUACGCUCCACAUCAAAAGAGUGCUCUGCUAAUUCUGAUAGCUACUUGAUCUGGGAAACACCAUUGUUUGUGUUCAUGGCCUACCUCUACAUUGGACAAACCCUCUACGCUUCCGACGUCUUCCUGACCAAGAUUUGCGUCGCCCUCUUCUAUCUCCGAAUCUUCCCCGUCGUAUCCGUCCAACGUCUUAUAUGGGGUACCAUCGUUUUUUCGGUCCUAGGCAUGAUCAUCUUUGACAUCCUUGCUAUUGCACAAUGUCAGCCGAUCAGCUUCUACUGGACAGGAUGGGAUAAGUUACACGAGGGACAUUGUCUUGGAGUUCAGCCAUUAGCUUGGGCCAUCGCCGCCGUCGGUAUCAUCCUGGACGUUUGGAUGUUGGCCAUUCCCAUCUGGCAGCUGGUGCAAUUGCAGAUGAAGUGGCAAAGGAAGCUCGCUGUAGCUAUCAUGUUUACGGUCGGAACUUUUGUCACCAUCGUCAGUAUUCUUCGACUGCGGUACUUGGUUGCUUUCGGAAACUCUCAGAAUCCAACCUGGGACAGUUUCGAGACCUGUUACUGGUCCGUUAUUGAGAUCAACGUUGGUCUCUGGUGUGUCUGCCUUCCAGACCUCCGAAUGCUUAUCCUCAAGGCAUUCCCGAGACUUGGAAGUUCUAUUGAAUCAGGUCCUAGAAAUCCCCACCAAGGAUCAUCGGCACCCAGGCAGCAGGGUAGAACUCCAAAUUCCUCCCGUCAUACGGAGAGUACAAUUUACAAGGGGAAGCCAAUUCAGGCGCAACAAGAAGCUUCGUCGAGCACGGCUGAGCUGGUCGAGAUGACAACCUUCAUGAAUGAUAGUAGGAGUGUAGUUUAG